Bubalus bubalis (water buffalo) is the source of this 962-nucleotide messenger RNA. It is a transcript of the gene HPGDS, whose product is annotated as hematopoietic prostaglandin D synthase. The coding region runs from base 165 to 764 and encodes 199 amino acids. NCBI's taxonomy places the organism in Eukaryota, Metazoa, Chordata, Mammalia, Artiodactyla, Bovidae. The transcript has 6 exons. Gene Ontology annotation, biological process: glutathione metabolic process. Gene Ontology annotation, molecular function: glutathione transferase activity. The record is from RefSeq and is a predicted model, not a curated record.
AAGGAAGAGACUUAGAUGGAAGUAAGUCACUUCUCUCAUUGGCUUGUGACCAAUGAUCUUGAUCACUGUGGCUUGAUCUUACUCAUCAUAUAAACCCAAAUGCAGUCAUACAUAAGAGCAUAGAAGAUACUAGAAACUCCAGAGACACAGCCCAAAAUCACACCAUGCCAAACUACAAACUCAUUUAUUUUAACAUGAGGGGGAGAGCAGAAAUUAUUCGUUAUAUAUUUGCAUAUUUGGACAUAAAAUAUGAAGACCACAGAAUAGAACAAGCUGAUUGGCCUGAAAUCAAGUCAACUCUUCCAUUUGGCAAAAUCCCCAUUUUGGAAGUUGACGGACUUUACCUUCACCAGAGUCUAGCAAUAGCAAGAUACUUGACCAGAAACACAGAUUUGGCUGGAAAAACAGAACUUGAACAAUGUCAAGUGGAUGCAAUUGUGGACACACUGGAUGAUUUCAUGUCUCGUUUUCCUUGGGCAGAGAAAAGACAAGAUAUAAAAAAUCAGAUAUUUAAGGAGCUACUUACAUGUGAUGCACCUCCUCUUCUGCAAAAUUUGGACACAUACUUAGGGGAAAACGAGUGGCUUAUUGGUGACUCUGUAACUUGGGCAGACUUCUACUGGGAAAUUUGCAGUACCACACUUUUGGUCUUUAAACCCGAUUUGCUGGACAUCCACCCCAGGCUGGUGACAUUACGGAAGAAAGUUCAAAGCAUUCCUGCCAUCGCUGACUGGAUACUGCGAAGGCCCCAGACCAAACUCUAGGUAAUGCCGGCUGCCUCCAACCUUUAUUCUUCUUCACAGCAUCACUCUCAUCAGAUAAGAAGCUAUAUCAACAUGCUGCAUAAUGUGCAUACACCAUCCCCUCAACUCCGUCAACACUUUCACUUCUGUCAUAUUCUGCUCAUUAAAAGAAAAAAGAGGAGGAAAGGGGAUUAAUUAAAAAAAAAAAAAAAAAAAAAA